UGGCGGCGGGCGCGGAGCCGCGCGGAGAGCGGGCGCGGCCAUGGGGCGGAAGCUCGAUCCCACUAGGAAGGAGAAGCGCGGCCCCGGCCGCAAGGCCCGCAAGCAGCGCGGGGCCGAGGUGGAGCUGGCCCGCUUCCUGCCGCCAGAGCCGGAGACCGGCAGGAAGAAGCUCUCCAGUCACGGGAGAAAGAGGGCUGCGAAGAGGCGGCUGGGAGCGGUCAGUGGCCCGGCGGGGAAGAGGCCGCUCGGAGCAGGAGGAGGAGGAGGAGGGCGGGAGCCGGCAGUUAAAGAGCAGGUGUCCACACAGAAGAAAUGUGCCGUAAAGGCAGCAGGACAAACCACUCGUGGCCAAUCUGGUUUCAGUGAUGACAAUUCAAAAUGGCUGGCUCCAGCCAAAGCCAAGAAAAUCCGAUCUAAAGGAAACCAUGUGGAGUUAUCCAGCGAUGGUGAGGUGGAAGAGGGCAACUGGGAGAUGGAGGAGGAGGAUGGGAGCAGCGAGGAGAUGGUCGAUGAUUACGGUGCCUCAUCAUCAGAAGAAGAAGAGUUGCUGCCUAUUGAAAAAGCUGCCCUGAAGCAGAAGCCUGACAGGGAAGGCCUCAGUGAAGAUGACAGUGAAGAGGAAGAGGAGGAGGAAGAGGAGGAGGAAGAGGCAGCAGAGACAAUAGGCAGACAGAAAAUGGGACAGAAGGAGGAAGAGAACCCAGAUCUGCAGCUCAACCUAGAUAUAGAUGAACAGUUUAAACUGCCAUCUAAUGAAGAGAUUGAGAAAGAGACUGCUGAGCCACCCGACCUGCACGUCAUUCACCAGCGCAUCAAGGGCAACAUGGAGGUGCUGCAGGACUUCGCGGUGAAGCGGGAGGAGGGACGCACGCGGCAAGAGUACCUGGCGUUGCUGCGCCGGGACAUGGCUGCCUACUAUUCCUAUAGUGAUUUCCUGCUCAUGAAGCUCAUGGACAUCUUCCCACUCCCUGAGCUGAUAAACUUCCUGGAAGCCAAUGAGGUUCCCCGCCCUGUGACUAUUCGCACCAACACACUGAAGACACGGCGACGGGACCUGGCGCAGGCUCUGAUCAACCGUGGCGUGAAUCUUGACCCCUUGGGGAAGUGGUCGAAAACAGGACUUGUUAUUUAUGACUCCUCUGUGCCCAUCGGUGCCACCCCUGAGUAUCUGGCUGGACACUACAUGCUGCAAGGAGCCUCCAGUCUUCUCCCUGUCAUGGCUCUGGCUCCACAGGAGAAUGAGCGCAUCCUGGAUAUGUGCUGUGCCCCAGGAGGCAAGACCAGCUACAUAGCUCAGCUUAUGAAGAACACAGGUAUGAUCUUGGCCAACGACAGCAAUGCCGAGCGGCUGCGCAGCGUGGUAGGGAAUCUGCAUCGGCUGGGAGUCACCAACACUGUCGUGAGUAACUGCGAUGGACGCCAGUUCCCCAAGGUGCUUGGAGGGUUCGACCGUGUCUUGCUUGAUGCUCCUUGUAGCGGAACAGGUGUCAUUUCCAAGGAUCCUGCUGUCAAAACCAACAAGGAUGAGAAAGACAUCCUGCGCUGUGCUCACCUGCAGAAGGAGCUGAUUCUUAGCGCUAUAGAUUCAGUCAAUGCUGCCUCAGAGACAGGGGGCUAUGUUGUCUACUGCACUUGUUCCAUCAUGGUGGAGGAGAAUGAGUGGGUUGUGGAUUAUGCCCUGAAGAAACGCAACGUCCGUUUGGUGGCCACAGGCCUGGACUUUGGCAAGGAAGGCUUCACCAGGUUCAAGGACCGUCGCUUCCAUCCCUCCCUCAAGUCUACGCGGCGUUUCUAUCCCCACGCACACAAUAUGGAUGGGUUCUUCAUUGCAAAAUUCAAGAAAUUCUCUAAUGCCAUUCCUCAGGCACAGAAAGAUGAAGAACCUGCUGCAGAAGCAGCAACUCUGUCUGCUGUCCCUGAGACCAACAUGGAACCUCCGCCAAAAAAGAAGAAACUUGAGGGAUCAAAAGCUGACAAAGAGCAGAAGCUGCCACAACCGACUUUGAAGAAGAAACAUUCAUUGCAGGCACAGAGGAGACCCUUAAAGGCUGUCCGGCCUUCUCCCAAAAUGAUGCGUCCUAAAAUCCCUACCAGGAAGAAGAAACAUAGAGUGAAACCAAAUGGACAGUGAGAGGAACUGCUUUUCCAGGUGUUGGUCCCUUCCUCGGAGAGCAAAGGCUGCUGCAGCUAUGUGUGUACCACCACUGUGCUACUCUGUGCAGAUCAUCUCUGCAGCUCUGGACACCUGGGACAGCGAUAGCCCCCUUUGCUCCUUUCCCUCUGCAUCAAGGACUGAUGCACUGACCCAUUAAAAGUUUUAUAUUCUUGCUCAA
Neopelma chrysocephalum (saffron-crested tyrant-manakin) is the source of this 2333-nucleotide messenger RNA. It is a transcript of the gene NOP2, whose product is annotated as NOP2 nucleolar protein. Gene Ontology annotation, biological process: maturation of LSU-rRNA; rRNA base methylation. Lineage: Eukaryota; Metazoa; Chordata; Aves; Passeriformes; Pipridae. Gene Ontology annotation, cellular component: nucleolus. The record is from RefSeq and is a predicted model, not a curated record. The coding region runs from base 41 to 2131 and encodes 696 amino acids. The transcript has 16 exons. Gene Ontology annotation, molecular function: rRNA (cytosine-C5-)-methyltransferase activity; RNA binding.